This is a messenger RNA of Diaporthe batatas, 2067 nucleotides long. RefSeq lists its product as uncharacterized. The record is from RefSeq and is a predicted model, not a curated record. Gene Ontology annotation, molecular function: serine-type endopeptidase activity; tripeptidyl-peptidase activity. Gene Ontology annotation, biological process: proteolysis. The transcript has 6 exons. Lineage: Eukaryota; Fungi; Ascomycota; Sordariomycetes; Diaporthales; Diaporthaceae. Bases 1 to 2067 code for a protein of 688 amino acids.
AUGCUAUACAGGCAACUCGUUGCUACUGCCCUUUGUGGCGCGGCAGCCAUCGACACGGCGCUCGCCACUCCUUUUGAUGCUGGGCGACUGCUCAGUAAGAGGGACGUACCCAGUACCCACGUCCUCCAUGAGAGGCAGAUGCCGCACUGGUCCUGGACUUGGGAGAAGAAGCAGAAGGUCAAGAAGUCCACAGUCCUGCCCAUGAGAAUCGGACUGCGGCAGCUUGAGGAUAAGCUGCAGGAGGGCCGUGAUCGUCUAGUAGAGAGGUCAAACCCCUCGUCGCCGUACUACGGCCAGAGCAUGUCUGCUCGUGAAGUCAUUGACUUCUUCGCGCCUCCGAAGGAAAGCGUUGAGGUUGUUAGAGACUGGCUCGUCGCCGGCGGUAUUGAUGUUCAUCGGAUCUCGCAGUCGGUCAACAAGCAGUGGAUCCAAUUCGACUCCACAGUCGCUGAAGCUGAGGACCUCCUAUUCACCGAUUAUUUCUACUGGGAGCACAGCUCGACUGGUAGCGAGAACAUUGCUGCCGAGGAGUACCAUAUCCCAGCCCAUGUGCAAGCCCAUAUUGACUACAUCACUCCAGGAAUCCGACUUCGUGCUGAUCCAGGUCGCGUGCGCCGUCUCAAGCGCCGGGCUGAGGCUGAGCAACUCCGCAAACGCUCCGUGAAGGCUAUGAACACUGGGGUUGAGGUUAUCGGAACAGAUGCAUCCACGUUGCCUCCCCUCAACAGUUCGAACUGUGACUCUUAUGUCACACAGGAGUGCAUCCGGACUCAGUACAGUAUCCCCAAGGGUGACAAGGCCGCUGAGGGUAACGAGCUCGGCAUCUUUGAGUCCCUAGGCGACCACUACGCUCAGAAUGACCUCGAUGUGUACUGGUCUACCCUUUAUCCGGAAAUCCCAAACGGCACCUACCCUAUUGAGAAGAACAUAGACGGUGCCUACGGCGCUGCCAAAACCCUGGAGGCAGCCGGUAUCGAGUCAGAUCUGGAUUUUGAGGCCGCGCAGCCUCUUAUAUGGCCCCAGAAGACUAUCCUGUUCCAGACCGACGAUGAAAACUAUCAACAAAAUGAGACUUCUCUAACCACACCGCUGAAAGGCUUCUGGAACACUUUCUACGACGCUUUGGAUGGGAGUUAUUGCACCUACAGCGCAUAUGGCGAGACGGGUAACUGCGUGCUUCCCGAGUGCCUCGAUCCAGAGUACCCGGAUCCCAACCCAGACGGCUACAAGGGUCAGCUGCAAUGCGGUGUCUAUGAGCCUACGAACGUGAUUAGUAUCUCGUACGGAGGUGGCGAAUCAGAUGUCCCGAGUUACUACACGAAGAGGCAAUGCGACGAGAUCAUGAAAUUGGGCCUGCAGGGGACAACCGUCGUCAUCAGCUCCGGCGAUGACGGCGUUGGCUCUUAUGAAGGCGAUGGCGGCCCGAACGGCUGUGCUGGGCCUGAAGGCAGAGUCUUCUACCCAGCUAGUGAUGCUACAUGCCCGUAUGUCUUGGCAGUUGGGUCUAACCAGCUGGACAAGGUGUCUGGAAACUCGUCAAUGCCGAAGUAUGUCGAAAGUGCUACCGCCAGGUUCCCCUCGGGCGGCGGGUUCAGCAACUACUUUGACACACCAGAUUACCAGAAAGAGCAAGUCGCAACGUACUUCGAAACAGUUACGUUGAACUUCACCGGAUACACGGACCCAGGUACCAAUUUCUCGGCUGUUGGCGAUGGCGUUUACAAGAUCGGCGGCCGCGGAUAUCCUGACGUCUCUGCGAUUGGCGAUCGAUUUGUAAUCCGAGGGGCCGGCUCAUGGGGUCGUGUUGGCGGGACGUCUUUGUCUGCGCCGAUCUGGGCUGCCGUCCUGACAAGGAUAAACGAGGAGAGAAUCGCGGCUGGUAAAAGCACGCUCGGCUUCGUAAAUCCCAAGCUGUAUGCCCAUCCUGAGGUGUUUACGGAUGUCACCGACGGGUCCAACCCAAACUGCUUCUCCACGGGAUUUCUAGCUGCUCCUGGUUGGGACCCUGUGACUGGACUCGGCUCACCUGACUACCCCAAGCUCCUGGAUCUUCUCUUGAGUGUGUAA